AUGGACGAAAGGCGAGAUCUUCGCAAGUUUCCUCGUGGUGAAAGAUGUCCAGAAUGUGGUGCCCGGCGAUGGUAUCUGGAGAAUGGUCUGCGUUUCUGCUCCAACGGUCACCAAGUUGAGGGAUUUAUUCAAUUCGACAUAGGUGACGAGGUAGAUGCCGGGAACCUCGGAAGGGUGGCCAGAAAGGAAAAGGAAGUCAAAGAAAAAGAGCUACGACAUCUCACUGGUCAAGCAGGAAGGAAUCUUUUUCUCGAAAGCCUGCAGCUAAUCUUGAGAAAUCAACUUCUAUGGCUCAUAAAGAGCAAAGGCCAUCGAGAGGAACUUGAGACUGUGGUCCGAGACCUUUGGGAUCUUCGCACCCGCGGCGGUGGUGCGCUUCCCGUGGAAGAGGAGACGCAGCAAGAGGCAGAACAAGAUGAGGGUCUAGCGAUGUUCAGUUCGCAACCUGCAGUUGACGAUAAGAGCAAAGACGACACGCUCAAGAAACAGCGAACAAGAGCCAGGAGCUGGAAUCCAGAGGAGAAUCCAGAUUGGCCAAUGCCCAGGAUGAUCGAUACUCUGGCUUUGUGCUAUCUUGGGUGCUUACUGCUCAGAAUACCCACAGCCAUCGGUGAGCUGUGUCUUUGGGCCAAUGCCGGACGGAUACCGUACAAACGAUCGUAUUAUGAUCUACCGCAAGAAAUGCAGGAUCGACUACCUUCCCCUUAUACAAGAGCGCUCAAGCUACCCCUUCGCUCAUCUCUCAAGGGCAUUGACUUGCACAAUGCAGUGCUAGAUCUUGCGCUAUCGUAUAAUUACAACUAUGGCAUGAUAUUCCCUGCUGUCAACGAAACGCCGACUUUGGUUCAUUUUGUCAGACAGCUCAGCUUGCCAGUUGAAGCACUUGUCACUGCAAAAAGUAUAUUAUCAGUGAUGCGCUUCUCCUUCCAGUUGCCAAUCGAACAGUCGCGACGCUUUCACAUUGAUUAUCCUGAGAUUCUCCUCAUCUCGGUUGUUCUUGUUGCCGCAAAGCUGUGCUUUCCACUGGGGCGCCACGCUCCCUUACUCCAAGUCGCCGGCGCCGAGCCCAAUAUCAGAUUUGACUGGACAAAGUGGCAAAAAAGCAUUCAUGAGCUGCUGGAUCCAUCGCAAGCAUCUGGGAAGGAUCCAAUCUUCGAAAAGAUCACAGUGGAUCAAGUCAUCUCCAUGACAGCAGAGGAGCUCAACGAAUACUUCGCUCAUAUUGCCAGUACAAUUGACAAGAAGAAUGACUCGGUAGUCACAAGAUUCUUUCCUUCAGAGAGUGCUCCGCCCCCGGAAACACUUUCAGCAGAAAACACCGAGAAGGACAACGAUCAUAAGAUGAGACAGAUCUUGGGGAGAGCUAUCAUGAUCGCUGGAGAAGAAGGAUCUGAACAAGAAGACGGAACCAUGUUGGAGCCGCAAUAUGAAGCAUUCCGUUCAGUAGAUGAUUUAAGCGAGACAGCGCAGGCGUUGUAUAAAGCUGCUAGUCACAUAUCAGGCUUGUCGCUAGACGAAGCAGUGCAGGCAGUUUACAUGUUGGAACAGAAAAUACUCGGUUGGCAGAUGGCUCAACUGCAGAUUUUCGUGAAGACCCUGACGGGCAAGACCAUCACCCUCGAGGUCGAGUCUUCGGACACCAUCGACAAUGUCAAGUCCAAGAUCCAGGACAAGGAGGGCAUCCCCCCGGAUCAGCAGCGAUUGAUCUUCGCCGGCAAGCAGCUCGAGGAUGGCCGAACCCUCUCCGACUACAACAUCCAGAAGGAGUCUACCCUCCACUUGGUCCUCCGUCUCCGUGGUGGUAUCAUUGAGCCUUCGCUCAAGGCUCUUGCCUCCAAGUUCAACUGCGACAAGAUGAUCUGCCGCAAGUGCUACGCCCGUCUCCCUCCCCGUGCCACCAACUGCCGCAAGCGCAAGUGUGGUCACACCAACCAGCUCCGACCUAAGAAGAAGCUCAAAUAA
Molecule: messenger RNA, 1962 nt
Organism: Fusarium pseudograminearum CS3096
Lineage: Eukaryota; Fungi; Ascomycota; Sordariomycetes; Hypocreales; Nectriaceae
Exons: 10
Coding region: 1-1962 (653 amino acids)
Biological process (GO): RNA polymerase I preinitiation complex assembly; translation; nucleolar large rRNA transcription by RNA polymerase I
Cellular component (GO): RNA polymerase I core factor complex; ribosome; RNA polymerase transcription factor SL1 complex
Molecular function (GO): protein binding; RNA polymerase I core promoter sequence-specific DNA binding; structural constituent of ribosome
Source: RefSeq, a predicted model, not a curated record